AUCCGUACUGAAUCAUCAAGGGGAGUCUCCGACCUGUUGCGGCAUUAUUUUCCAAGACAAGAGUUCACCUUCCGUGCCGCUCCGGCUGUCCGAGAGAAGUCCCCCUCCUUGUUUCUUUUUCCAUUAUUAUUUUGGUUUUGUUCUCUUGUGGGCCCCUUUCCGGGGUUCCGCCGAUGUCGCGGGGCGUGGGGCGCUGGGCGCACCAUAAAAGCCAGCGCCAUCAACCAGAUCUUAUCAGAUCAUCUCUUCGCCCGCCAUUUUGAACGACAUUGCCAGACUUCCACAAUGCGGCUUCAGGGCGUACCGGUAUCCGACAGCCUACAGGUGAAUCGUGCGCUGGACGCCUUGGCCGAUUUUUCCUUUUCCUCUCCUCAUCGUGUGCUGAUUGUCGGCUGCGCCUAUGGCGGCAUUUCGGCACUUGUGAAUUUGCUCGACCUGGCCCAGGGCAAACCGAGGGACACUGUCUAUCCUGUUCCCAGUUUCACUGGACGAAAGUCGCGAAACGGCCUGGAAAUCACCGUCAUUGACGAGAGGGAUGGAUACUUCCACGCCGUGGGAGCGCCGCUCGCCCAUGUGACUCCCAAGCACACUGCUUCCAUGUGGAAACGGUAUGCGCGCAUCAAGGAGCUGCGCCAUCCGAACCUCACAUUCAAGCAUGGAACUGUGAAGAGGAUCGACCCUGCCUCCAAGGUUGCCGAAUGGGUCGAUCGACGCGGUGAGCUGCAGAAGCAGAGCUACGACUACGUGGUUGUAGCAACGGGACUAAGGAGGCAGUGGCCUGCCGUGCCCAAGAGCAAUUCGUACAACGAGUUUCUGAGAGAUGGUCGGGCUCUUGUCGACCAGAUCACGGGUGGAGACCCUGCCCAGAAGGACCGCAAGGUCGUCGUCAUAGGUGCUGGCGCUGUCGGUGUUGAGUUUGCGGGAGAGAUCAAAAAUCACUAUCCCGGCAUCUCCGUCACUCUGGUCCACUCCAGGUCCGAGGUCUUGUCCUCAGAGCCUCUCCCUUCAGAGGUGAAGGAAAAGGUCAAAACCUUGCUGGAGGAAGAGGGCGUACAAGUCAUUCUGGGGAACCGCGCCCAGGUCAAACAGCUGCCGAACGGAAAGUCGGAAGUCACUUUGAGCAAUGGCGACACUCUGGUCGUCGAUGCCGUUCUGGAUGCGACCAAAAAGGGAUCUGCCACCACCGACUUCCUCCCCGCCGAAUGUUUGAAUGACGAUAAGGAGAUCCAAAUCACUUCCAAUCUGCAAUUUAGAGCAGCUGUUCCCAACGCGGAAUCCCACUUCGCAGUGGGAGAUGUAGUCGAGUGGUCAGGUAUCAAGCGUGCCGGUGGAGCCAUGGUCAUGGGACAGCUGGCUGCCUGCAACCUUUAUGCCUCCAUCCUCAAUACUGAAGACCCCACCAACGACUUCGCCCUUGCCGAACUGCCGGAAUACCAGAACGUCAUAGGCAUCGCUGUGGGGAAGCAGUGCCUCACGUACGACAAACAAAACGGCAUGAAAUGGGGCGUGCAAUUGAUGAAGGAUUACUUCCAGGACGAUCUGGGGUGGGCUGCGAAUCUGCGAUAUCUUCGCCUCACCGACGUGGAAGAUGAGACGGCCAAACCCAUCGCGAAGGCCCAGAUCACUCAGAUCAAUCCAGAGGCAGUGCCUACUGCGGCAUGAUCAUAACGGCUUUCGGGGUAAGGGGUGGUCGUAGGUGGUCUGCCGGGAAUUCCGGCGCUACACUGUGUUCAAAGCUACACUGUGUUCAAAGAGAGUCAUCAUUGCAGCACCACAACCAUAUGGGAUCCUUGCUCCCUUAACGCAAGUGAUAGGUAGUGACUGCACAAAAAUAUGAUCAGCGCAAUCAGUGCUUGUUCUCC
Messenger RNA from Westerdykella ornata, 1862 nucleotides. RefSeq names its product FAD/NAD(P)-binding domain-containing protein. Gene Ontology annotation, molecular function: electron-transferring-flavoprotein dehydrogenase activity; flavin adenine dinucleotide binding. Lineage: Eukaryota; Fungi; Ascomycota; Dothideomycetes; Pleosporales; Sporormiaceae. Gene Ontology annotation, cellular component: cytoplasm. Bases 286 to 1662 code for a protein of 458 amino acids. The transcript is spliced from 3 exons. The record is from RefSeq and is a predicted model, not a curated record.